AUGAGUCAAGCACUAGCAAGAAAGAUAUCAUUCUCAUGGGAAAAGAAACCAGGUAUCUCCAAGGAAAGUUUUAGUACUCAUGGUGAAAAUUUAAUUCAAAGAGAGAAGGAUCUUUUGGCUAAGUUGCCACCUCCUCCAAUUUCAUUAGAUGGAUCAACUACUCCUAGGAAUCUUGUUCAUGAUUUUCAAAUUCCACUUCCUCCUUGUGCUUUUCAACCUCCUUAUUAUAGAACUUGUUCUAAAAAGGGACUUGAUGAUGAUCCUUUUUUGGCAGCUUAUAAAGAGUGUACUAAGAGUAAGAAAAGUGGUAAGAGGGACAAAAAGUUGAGUAAAGGUGGUGGUGGUGGUAGUUUUUGUGAACUUAGGUCUUUUUUCUCAUGUAAGAGAUCUUGUCAUGUUUAUGACAAUAAUUUGGGUAGAAUAUCUCAUCACUCCCCACAAAACAUUGAUUGA
Messenger RNA from Vicia faba (fava bean), 453 nucleotides. NCBI's taxonomy places the organism in Eukaryota, Viridiplantae, Streptophyta, Magnoliopsida, Fabales, Fabaceae. The record is from the annotation of a GenBank genome assembly.